CACUUGCCGCCUCCCUCCCGAUCGCGCAGCCAUGGCACCCGCAACGCCCCAGCAGAGCACAGAGAAGGCGCAGUCCGCGGCCCCGGCGCAUCAUGCCGCGCCCGUGGUGCCGCACUCGGCGCCCAAGGUGGACCCCGCCGUCGCCCUGGCUGUGCGCCGAGCGAAGCCGCCGCGCGCCAAGUUCUGGCGGCCGCUGCUGCGCAUGGUGAUCUUCCACAUCUACUUCCUGCCGCUCACCGUGGGCGUCGCGCUGCCGGCGCUCAUUCUGAAGAACCUGCUGCCCUUUAUGCGCACGCACCCGCAGUGGUCCUUCCUGCAGGCGCUCUCCGUGUCCGUGGUGCGCUGGGCGAUGCACAACUUCAUCGCCUUGCGCUUGCAGCCGAUUGCGCCGCGCGAGGGUGGCUGGCGCGAGAGCCCUAACUUCCUCGCCGCGCUGCUUGUCACUCUCAACCUGUCCGGGCCGGGCGGCUUCGCGGCGGUCAGGCGCCCGCAGAAGGUGGUCAAGGCCGCCAAGAAGCAGACGCACGGCCACGACCGCGUCUGGAUGGACGCGCCGCCGCUCGAGUACUUCCGCGGCCUUCUCACAAUCCACUCGGGCUCGAGCAGCGCCAUGGUCCGCAGCCCGACGUACACGGGCCCGCCGCUCGUUGACCCCAGCUGGGCCAAGGCGCGCACGCGGGCGUUCUGGUUCAUGCGCAAGGCAGGCGAGGCCCCGCCGGAGCUGGACGGCAGCAAGCGCGACCGGCCUGUGAUCCUGUACUUCCACGGAGGCGCCGGCGUGACCUUCGCGGCCGGCGAUAUCUUCAUGGGCCAGACGCUGGCGCGCAACCUGGCCAGCACGACGGGCAUCGACGUCUUCUCCGUCGACUACGCCCUUGCGCCACACGGCGCGUUCCCGAUUCCGGUGACGCAGGCGCUGGCCGCCUGGCUGCACCUCCAGUCGAUGGGCUAUGCGCCUGACCAGAUCUUCCUGGGCGGCGACUCGUUCGGCUCGCACCUUUCGCUCGCGCUCGAGCGCUACCUGCGCCUCGAGAUGCCGGCACUGCACGGCGAGGGCCACUCGCAGAAGCCGCUGGGCAUGAUCCUGCUCUCGCCGUGGGUGUCGGCAGUGGACCAGCACUGGCCCUCGCGCGAGGACAACAUCAAGUACGACAUCAUCACGCGCUCGUUCCCGAUCUGGGGCCUCGACGCCAUGCGUGUUGGGCCGAAGCACAAGCACCGCAACGGCACCCUCGCCAACCUUGAGAACCCCUGGAUCUCACCCGUCAACCAGCCCAAGGAGGAGUACGCGCAGCACUGCCCGGCAUUCGUGGCCAAUGGCGCCCUGGAGUGCCUGCUCGACGAGGGCAAGGAGUUCGUCAAGCGGUCGCGCAGCGCCGGCGCCGCCGUUGAAUACGUCUGCGUGGCCCUCGAGCCGCACGACUUCUUCACUAUGAGCACGUCCGUGCAGGCCUCGCGCGGCGUGUACCGCAAGAUCGGCACAUGGGCGCGCAAGCUGCUCGACAAUCGGCCGUACGAGCUCGCAUGAUUGCACAGGGACCCACACACGUCUUGCCACUUGCUUAUUGCCAUCGCUGCCUCUCCCGGGACCAUCGGACACGCC
This is a messenger RNA of Tilletiopsis washingtonensis, 1603 nucleotides long. RefSeq names its product alpha/beta-hydrolase. The record is from RefSeq and is a predicted model, not a curated record. The transcript has 7 exons. Lineage: Eukaryota; Fungi; Basidiomycota; Exobasidiomycetes; Entylomatales. Gene Ontology annotation, molecular function: hydrolase activity. The coding region runs from base 32 to 1528 and encodes 498 amino acids.